AUGGAUGAGAAGAGCAGAUGGGAGCGCACCGUCUACAUGGGAAACCUUCCGGACGACAUCCGGGAGCAGGAUAUUGUGUACAUCUUGCAAGACUUUGGGCAAAUUAACGAUAUAGAUAUCAAACAAGCUCCACACGGUGUGACAUACGCGUUCGUGGAGUUUCGCAAUGCUGCGGAUGCAAAGGACGCAGCACUACGAAGGGACGGCUUCGACUUUGAAGGAGAACCGCUCCGAGUAGAGAUUAAAGAUGGCUUCAAAGGCAAAGGAAAGUCAAAAGGCUAUGGAAAAAGCAGCCAAAAGACAGGUGAUGAUGAGUUUUGCUUGGAGAUCUCCGGGUUGCCGGAAGGCACUUUGUGGACGCAGCUAAAGGACCACAUGCGGCAGGCUGGAGAUGUAUUGUAUUGCGACAUAUUCCACCAUGGUCGUGCUCAGGUGAGAUUCAAUGGCUACGCUGGGGCGAAGCGAGCCGUGGAGACCUUGGACGGGUCCUCUUUCCAAGGGAGCCACCGGAUUCGGGUCUGGUGGUCGCAGCGUCGACGGGACUGGGACGACCGGGGUUCCCCGCGCAGCCGCAGCCGGCGCUAA
Messenger RNA from Effrenium voratum, 585 nucleotides. The record is from the annotation of a GenBank genome assembly. Lineage: Eukaryota; Dinophyceae; Suessiales; Symbiodiniaceae.